Molecule: messenger RNA, 1278 nt
Organism: Clavispora lusitaniae ATCC 42720
Lineage: Eukaryota; Fungi; Ascomycota; Pichiomycetes; Serinales; Metschnikowiaceae
Source: RefSeq, a predicted model, not a curated record
AUGGAGACAGUGCAAACACAUCAUGAUGGAACGAAAAGACGCAAAAUUUCUACUGGUUCACAUACGUUCAAAAAGGGAAAUAUAACCCUCCUCCGGAUUUGGAACUUCACCACUUACUCUUAUGGCGAAUUCAAGCUUUCGCCCACACUCAACAUGAUCAUAGGCCCAAAUGGAACGGGAAAGUCAACGUUUGUCGCGGCUGUUUGUUUGGGAUUAGGAGGGAGAGUGGAUUUGAUCAAGCGGAAGAAUAUGGAUUCCAUGAUUAAGUCUGGUGAGAAAGAGUGUCGUAUUGAAAUCACUUUGAAAGACGAGGAAGGUUCACCCGAUGUGGUGAUUGAAAGGAUAUCUCACUUGAAACUGGUGAGGUCUACUUGGAGAAUAAAUGGAGAGAGUACUGACGUCAUGUCAGUAAGACAAACAGUGAGAAGUCUCAAUAUUCAGUUGGAUAACUUGUGUCACUUUUUGCCCCAGGAACGUGUUGCAGAAUUUGCUUCUCUCGCACCCGAAAAACUCCUUUUGGAGACAGAGAGGACAAUAGGAGAUAGUUCAUUGCUUCAGCAGCAUCAACUUUUAAUCGAACUAGAUGAGAAAUGGGUAGAAGUAUCUAAAAAGGCUGAAUCACUCGAAGAAACAGUGAAGGAUCUUGAGGCAGAUGUGGAAAAGUUCGAACAAGAAGCUCAAAAGUACCAGGAGUAUGAAGUGAAGCUGAAAGAGAUCCACAGUCAUCGAAAACUUUUACCUUACGCCAAGCUCCAAGAUGUUAAAGAGCAAAUGAAGCACUUGAAAGAGGUCAGAGACCGAGCAAAACAAGAGCUUCAGGAGUUUUCUACCAAUAGCAAACCGCUUGCCACUCAUAAGAAAGUGGCGGAGAAUAGUAUGAAAAAAAUUGAUGCAUCUUUAAAAGCUCUAAAAGAAACCAUUGCUAGUUUGACUAAAAACACUGAGGAUGUUUCUGCAAAAGCUACGAAAUGUCUAGAGGAAAUCGAGGAAAUGAAAAAUGAGAUUGAAUCUCUCCAAUCGCGUACAGAGAACCAAAAGAGAGAACUUCAAAAAGCCAUACACGAAAAGGAGGAAAUGUCGAGGAAGGUAAACAAGUUGGAUGUUGUUGACGAAGACGAAAUUUCGUCAUUGUCUGCAAGAAGGGAAGCCAAGCAUGAAGAGAAAUCAAAAGUAGAGGAAACCUAUGAUGCCAUUAAAUUUGAAAUGAACUCCGAAAAGCGUCAACUUGAAGCAUGCGAGCUGUCCUAUAGAGAGGUACUCCGGAAGUUUCAAAAAUAA